Quercus lobata is the source of this 2523-nucleotide messenger RNA. Its product is annotated as G-type lectin S-receptor-like serine/threonine-protein kinase At4g27290. Gene Ontology annotation, biological process: recognition of pollen; protein phosphorylation. Lineage: Eukaryota; Viridiplantae; Streptophyta; Magnoliopsida; Fagales; Fagaceae. The transcript is spliced from 7 exons. The coding region runs from base 1 to 2523 and encodes 840 amino acids. The record is from RefSeq and is a predicted model, not a curated record. Gene Ontology annotation, molecular function: protein serine/threonine kinase activity; ATP binding.
AUGCAAGUCUAUUUUGUGCUCUACAUUUUGUGUUGUGUAUUCUCCAUCUUUGUAAUCACAUCAGCAGUAGACACCAUUGUUGUAACUCAGUCAAUAAGAGACGGUCAGACUUUAGUUUCAUCGGGUGGGAAUUUUGAGCUGGGAUUCUUUAGCCCGGGUAAUUCCAAAAGUUGGUAUAUAGGAAUAUGGUACAAGAAGAUAUCUACAAUGACAGUGGUAUGGGUUGCCAACAGAGAUACCCCUCUUAACAAUACAACAGGAGCUUUCAAACUUGUGGACCAUGGAAUUCUUGUCCUUACGGAUGAAGCUAACAAUGCCAUUUGGUCUUCCAAUUCAUCAAGAGCAGCAAGCAACCCAGUUGCGCAGCUUCUGGAUACAGGAAACUUUAUAGUGAGAGAUGGAAAUAGUGAUGCAGGAAAUAUCACUUGGCAGAGUUUUGAUCAUCCAGCUGAUACGUUUCUGCCAGGUAUGAAGUAUGGAUUUAACUUGGUAACUGGAUUGAGUUUAGUGUUGACAUCAUGGAAGAGCCCUGACGACCCUUCAAGAGGUAAUUAUACUAAUCAGCUUGAUCCAAAUGGAUUACCACAGUUUUUUCUAAGGGAGGGACCAACAGUGUUAUUCCGGACAGGACCAUGGAAUGGUCUACAUUUCACUGGUAUGCCUAAUUUGCAACCCAACACAAUUUAUAAAUAUGAAUUUGUUUCCAAUCAGGAGGAGACUUACUAUACUUAUCAGCUUAUUAACAACUCAGUUGUUUCAAGGAUGGUUUUAACUCCUGAUGGCAAAUUGCAGCGGCUUAUAUGGAUUGAUAGAACACACAGUUGGAACCUCUUCUUAACGGCACAAGUGGAUGGCUGUGACAGGUAUGCACUAUGUGGUGCAUAUGGCAGUUGCAACAUUAACAACUCCCCAGCUUGUGAGUGUUUGACAGGAUUUGUGCCAAAAUUUCCAAAAGAUUGGAAUGGGGCGGAUUGGUCACAUGGAUGUGUACCGAAGACACCUUUAUAUUGUGGGGCUGGUGAGGGCUUUCUAAAAUACUCUGGAAUUAAAUUGCCAGACACAAGGCAGUCCUGGUAUAACAGGACCAUGGACCUUGAUGAAUGCAGGGAUGUGUGCUUGAAGAACUGCACCUGUACAGCUUAUUCUAGUUUGGACAUCACUGGAGGAGGAAGUGGUUGCAUACUUUGGUUUGGAGAACUGAUUGAUAAAAGAGUGUACACUGAAUAUGGGCAAGACAUUUACAUUAGGAUGGCUGCCUCUGAAUUACGUAAGCUAAUGGUAAUGCUAAUUUCUUAUAUUGAAUUGAUGAUUGCAGCGGCAUAUGGAAGCUCGAAAGGAAAGAAACAAGCGAGGAUCAUAGUUAUUGCUUUAUUAUCUUUUGGAAUGGCUCUCCUUGGCCUAUGCUUGAUGCUAUAUGUCUUGAAGAAGAAGCCUAAAAGAGAAGGAAUUAUUUUAUACAAUCCAGGACCAAUACAAGACUUCACCACUGGAAAUGAGAAUGACGAUUUAGAGCUACCAUUAUUCAGAUUUGCUACAAUAGCUUAUGCCACAGACAACUUUUCAGUUAAAAAUGUGCUUGGAAAAGGUGGCUUUGGACAGGUUUACAAGGGCAUACUAACAGAGGGACAAGAAAAUAAAGAAAUAGCUGUUAAGAGGCUCUCAGCAUAUUCAAGACAAGGAUUCCGCGAAUUCAAAAAUGAAAUUUUGAGCAUUUCCAAGCUUCAGCAUCGUAACCUUGUGAAGAUUUUAGGAUGUUGCAUUCAAGAAGAAGAAAGAAUGCUGAUAUAUGAAUACAUGCCCAACAAAAGCUUGGACUCCUUCAUUUUUGAUCCAAAUCGAAGCAUAUUAAUAGAUUGGCCUAAGCUCUUCCACAUUAUCAAUGGGAUUGCUCGGGGGCUACUUUAUCUUCAUCAAGAUUCCAGAUUGAGGAUUAUUCAUAGAGAUCUAAAAGCUAGCAAUAUUUUACUGGACUAUGAGAUGAAUCCAAAGAUUGCUGACUUUGGCAUGGCUAGAAUUUUUGGAGGAGAUGAAACUGAAGCAAAAACAAGCAGAGUGGUUGGAACAUAUGGUUACAUGCCUCCGGAGUACGCAAUUGAUGGACUUUUUUCGGUAAAAUCUGAUGUGUAUAGCUUUGGUGUUUUGGUACUAGAGAUAGUGAGUGGUAAGAGAAACAGGGGAUUCCGUCAUCCAGACCACAAUCUUAACCUUCUUGGACAUGCAUGGAGACUAUAUAAGGAGGACAGACAAUUGGAACUAAUUGAUAAAUCAGAAAAGGAAUCAUGCAAUCCAAAUAAAGUGUUACGAUCAAUUCAUGUUGGUCUAUUAUGUGUGCAGCAAUGUCCAGAAUAUAGACCGACCAUGUCCACAGUGGUUUUGAUGUUGAGUAGUGAGACUGCACUGCCUGAGCCUAAAGAGCCUGGUUUUUACACUGGAAGGUAUCUAUCAGAAAUGGAUACUUCACCAGUCAAGCAAGAAGGAUCUUCAACAAAUGGGCUAACAAUUACAUUGCUGGAGGCUCGAUAA